Molecule: messenger RNA, 3062 nt
Organism: Cebus imitator (Panamanian white-faced capuchin)
Lineage: Eukaryota; Metazoa; Chordata; Mammalia; Primates; Cebidae
Gene: FOXP3
Product: forkhead box P3
Exons: 12
Coding region: 948-2312 (454 amino acids)
Biological process (GO): regulation of transcription by RNA polymerase II
Cellular component (GO): nucleus
Molecular function (GO): RNA polymerase II cis-regulatory region sequence-specific DNA binding; DNA-binding transcription repressor activity, RNA polymerase II-specific
Source: RefSeq, a predicted model, not a curated record
UCUUGUCUUCACAAAGCCAGGCCAUCAGGCCCACUCUGGGCUUUUCCAGAAGGGUCUGAAGCCAGUCUUGUAAAGGGCUGGAGUGGACAUGGACGACUAGAACCCUGGGCUUUGCAGGGUGCUGGGAGCUGGAAGUCUCCAUCAUGGCCUGUCAGGAGAAGCCCCUGGGGGCUCGUCUACCAUGCUGACCAGUGGUUGGAGAUUGUGCCUGCUGAGGUCAAGAAAUGUAGCUGCUAAUUGCUGGACAACUUAAAAACCUCACAAGCUUCAAGUCUCCAAGGACUCUCCAAAUCCCAGAAUCUCCCUGUCAUCACAUCCUAGAAUUUAAAACCUGAGACCAUCAACUUCAAGAAAACUUGGGGAUUUCAAAACCUGGCACCAAAGAAAGCAGGACCUACACUCGUCAGCUCUGUGAUCUUGGGCAAGUUGCUUGACUACUUAUGCCUCCAUUUCCUUCAUCUGUAUAACAGCAAUACAAUAAUGAUGAGAUGGAGCUCAAGGGGCCAUGGUGAGGUUUGAACGAGAUCGCUUGUGAGAUGUGUUCAGCGCUGUAUCUGACACACGGAAAAUUCAAGAUAAACAUCAGCUACUGAGAUGAUGGUGGAUAUUUAGAAUCCUAAAUCCUUGGAAACUAGGGCUUUUCGAAUUAAAAGAUCCCAAAGGCUGAGCGCCUCAGAAGCAUCAGGCCAUGAUGUUCCUGAAACUAGAGGGUCAGGAUCCCAGUGGGCCUCUGGGCUUCUUCGUGAGGAUGGACGCAUUAAUACUGGGGACCUUCCCAGUGGGGCAGUGGCUGGGUCAGGGCACUCAAGCCCUAAAGCGUGAUGAGGCAAGACUUUCCUCUCUUUCCUCAUUCAGUAACUGUCAGUGGAUUCUGGGAGCCAGUGAUUCUCCGACUCUUUGAUUCCGUGAAUUGUAGGGGAUGACGCCUGCUCUCAGACAAGGACUCGAUGCCCAACCCCAGGCCAGUCAAGCCCUCAGCCCCUUCCUUGGCCCUUGGCCCAUCCCCAGGAGCCUCGCCCAGCUGGAGGGCUGCACCCAAAGCCUCAGACCUGCUGGGGGCCCGGGGCCCAGGGGGAGCCCUCCAGGGCCGAGAUCUUCGAGGUGGGGCCCAUGCCUCCUCCUCCUCCUUGAACCCCAUGCCACCAUCGCAGCUGCAGCUGCCCACACUGCCCCUAGUCAUGGUGGCACCCUCCGGGGCACGGCUGGGCCCCUUGCCCCACUUACAGGCACUCCUCCAGGACAGGCCACAUUUCAUGCACCAGCUCUCCACAGUGGAUGCCCACGCCCGGACCCCUGUGCUGCAGGUGCACCCCCUGGAGAGCCCAGCCAUGAUCAGCCUCCCGCCGCCCACCACCACCACUGGGGUCUUCUCCCUCAAGGCCCGGCCUGGCCUCCCACCUGGGAUCAAUGUGGCCAGCGUGGAGUGGCUGUCCAGGGAGCCGACACUGCUCUGCACCUUCCCAAAUCCCGGCGCACCCAGGAAGGACAGGUCAGUGGACGGGGCUGGGAAGGAUCCUCAACCUUCUAUCCCCUCCCCUGACACCCUUUGUUCCCCCAGCACCCUUUCGGCCACAUCCCAGAGCUCCUACCCACUGCUGGCAAAUGGUAUCUGCAAGUGGCCUGGAUGUGAGAAGGUCUUUGAAGAGCCAGAGGACUUCCUCAAGCACUGCCAGGAGGACCAUCUUCUGGAUGAAAAGGGCAGGGCGCAAUGUCUCCUCCAGAGAGAGAUGGUACAGUCUCUGGAGCAACAGCUGGUGCUGGAGAAGGAGAAGCUGAGUGCUAUGCAGGCCCACCUGGCCGGGAAAAUGGCAGUGCCCAAGGCUCCAUCUGUGGCGUCAUCUGACAAGGCCUCCUGCUGCAUUGUAGCUGCUGGCAGCCAAGGCGGCAUGGUCCCAGCCUGGUCUGGCUCCCGGGAGGCUCCCGACAGCCUGUUUGCUGUGCGGAGGCACCUGUGGGGCAGCCAUGGAAACAGCACAUUCCCAGAGUUCCUCCACAACAUGGACUACUUCAAGUUCCACAACAUGCGGCCCCCUUUCACCUACGCCACGCUCAUCCGCUGGGCCAUCCUGGAGGCUCCAGAGAAGCAGCGGACACUCAAUGAGAUCUACCACUGGUUCACACGCAUGUUCGCCUUCUUCAGAAACCAUCCUGCCACCUGGAAGAACGCCAUUCGCCACAACCUGAGCUUGCACAAGUGCUUCGUGCGAGUGGAGAGCGAGAAGGGGGCUGUGUGGACCGUGGAUGAGCUGGAGUUCCGCAAGAAACGGAGCCAGAGGCCCAGCAGGUGUUCUAACCCUACACCUGGCCCCUGACCUCAGGAUCAAGGAAAGGAGGAUGGACAAACAGGGGCCAAACUGGUGGGAGGCAGAGGUGGUGGGGACAGGGAUGACAGGCCCUGGAUGUGCCCACAGGGACCAAGAGAAGUGAGGUUUCCACCAUCUUGCCUGCAAGGGCCCCUGUUCCCCCAUUGGCAGCCACCCCUCCCCCAUCAUAUCCUUUGCCCCAAGGCUGGUCGGGGGGCCCCAGUCUCAGCCCCAGUCCCCACCUCUACCCCAGAUACCCCCCCCAGUCGAGCCCUACAGCCAAACAGCCUGCCUCAGCUGCUCGCACAGAUGACUUCAGGGCUGGAAAAGUCACACAGACACACAAAAUAUCACAAUCCUGUCCCUCACUCAACACAAAUCCCAAAACACAGAGAGUCUGCCUCAGUACACUCGAACAACCUCAAAGCUGCGUCAUCACACAAUCACACACAAGCAUGGCCCUGACAACCCACAUACCCCAAGGCACACACCCACAGCCAGCCUCAGGUCCCACAGGGGCACUGUCACACGAGGGUGUGCCCAGAGGCCUACACAGAAGCAGCCUCAGCACCCUCAGGAUCUCAGGUCCCACAAAGCCACACAGACACAUAAUUGCUCAUACAAGGUCUCAUGCAGCUCCCAACACAUGCUCGGUCACACACAUGGCCUGUUAGAACUCACCUGCAUAUCUCACACAUGUGCACACACACAGCCCCCCAGUGGGUCUGUUGAGUCCCAUGUAGACACACAUAGCCACAC